Messenger RNA from Drosophila busckii, 1748 nucleotides. Its product is annotated as acyl-CoA Delta(11) desaturase. Gene Ontology annotation, molecular function: iron ion binding; stearoyl-CoA 9-desaturase activity. Bases 238 to 1485 code for a protein of 415 amino acids. Lineage: Eukaryota; Metazoa; Arthropoda; Insecta; Diptera; Drosophilidae. Gene Ontology annotation, cellular component: endoplasmic reticulum membrane. Gene Ontology annotation, biological process: unsaturated fatty acid biosynthetic process. The transcript has 5 exons. The record is from RefSeq and is a predicted model, not a curated record.
GCAUUCUUCGCGAUACGUGGAUGUGUCGUAUGUAUAGCUAUAGCUAUAGAUACGUUUUGGAUUAACAUCGUAGCAUCCUGCUAGGGAUAUGCGAUACGAACUUUUGCGUGUAUAAAUCAGUGACAAGUGACGAGUUGAAUUUAUUGUGUCAGUAGUAAACGAAAGAACUUUUGAACUCGAGCAUAACGCUUACUCUUUGGUGUUGAACAAUAGUUUAAAGCUAUCUAAUUCGAAAAGAUGGCACCUAAUAUUAUUGGCAGCACCUUUAUUUUGGCAGAGACUUCCAUAGCCGAUGCCAACAACAACAAGAUGCCAGCUACGGCAACAGCUGCGCCGCCAGUAAAGGCCACGCCGCCAGCUCCAGCAAAGACCGCACCCAAACCAGUUGCGGUCGCAGCUGAAGCUACCAAGACAAAAGCAACACUGGAGCCCUUCAAAACGGAAAUUGUGUGGCACAAUAUACUGCUCUUCAUCAUACUGCAUUCAAGUGCACUCUAUGGUCUAUACUUGAUAUUCGCUGAGAAUGCCUACCUUGAAAUUAUUCCAGUUUACGCCACCACAUUCUUGGGCGGCUUGGGCAUUACGGCGGGCGUGCAUCGUCUCUGGUCGCAUAAGGCAUACAAAGCGAAGCUGCCACUGCGCAUAUUCUUGAUGCUUUGCCAGUCGCUGGCCUUCCAGAACAGCAUCUGGGAGUGGACGCGUGAUCAUCGCGUGCAUCACAAGUUCACGGACACACACGCCGAUCCUCACAACUCGCGUCGCGGCUUCUUCUUCGCCCACAUGGGCUGGCUGCUCUGCAAAAAGCAUCCCGAUGUGCGUAGCAAGGGCAAACAAAUCGAUAUGACAGACAUCGAACAGGAUCCCGUUGUCAUGUUCCAGAAGAAAUACUUCUUUGUGGUGAUGCCCAUCUGCUGCUUUGUGCUGCCCAUGAUGUUCCCCUACUUCCUGAUGGGCACUUCGCUGCGCGUCUGCUUCUUCACCUGCUCCAUGCUGCGCUAUGCUCUGUCACUGCACGGCACCUGGCUGGUGAACAGUGCCGCUCACUUCUACGGCAUGAAGCCCUACGAUGUUCACAUUAGCUCGGUGAACACCAAGCUCAUCUCCACCAUUGCUUUCGGCGAGGGCUGGCACAACUAUCAUCAUGUCUUCCCCUGGGACUACAAAGCAGCUGAGCUGGGUGACUACAAGCACAACUGGACCACUGCUUUCAUUGACUUGAUGGCCAAAAUUGGACAAGCCUACGAUCUGAAGAGUGUGUCCCAGGAGAUGGUCUACAAGAGAGUACGGCGCACGGGUGAUGGCUCUCACAUUGCCUCGCUGUUGGAUGCCAAUAAUAACAACAGCGAGCCCACCAGCGAGCUGGUCAUGCACUUAGAUCACGAGAAGGAGGAGAAUGUUUGGGGUUGGGAUGAUAAGGAUAUUACUGAGGAGGAUCGCAAGCUUGCGACAAUUGUGAAUGCUGAAGCUGUUUGCAAAAGGGAUUAGAUAUUUUCUCGAUUAAGUACGUUACUAAACCUUAAGCUUAAACAUUAACUAAAGAAGUGAGCCUCUUUCUGCCCUGACAUUUGGGACUGCAGUAUUUAAUUACAUUAAUUGUUUCUAUUUUCCAAAACGAAAACUCAAAAAAAUGGUGUCUGUCACAAAUCAAACAAAAACAAAUAGAAAUACAAAUUUAACGCAAUACAAGAAGCGCAGGAAGGAGGCUUACACACAUAAGAAAUACAACUAAUGGCUUCGAUUCCAAAAAA